AUGGAUGAAACUAAAAUCGCUGUCUUUAAAGACUCGGAGCCAAGAAAAAUGACUGAGAAUGACGUUUAAAUAUCUCCGGCUGGAAAUUUUUUUAAUAACCUAAGUAAUGAAGCUGGUAUUCAAGUGACGAUGAUAAAUGGUUUUCCCUAUAAAGUAUGUAUAACUUUCAACGAGUUUACUUCCAUUACGAGAUUCCAUUUUUCGCGCGAAAUUUCACCGGUGAAAUGUUAAACGUUUCAGCACCAUAUGAAUUCAUUUGUUGGAACAAAUAUUGGUCAAGUCCUUAAUUAGAUUUCUGUAUCGAUACAUUUUCACCGUCGGAAAAAUCACCAUUUUCUGCUUAUGCCUGAUAUCUUUAAAAAUGACGCGACUGAUUGAAAUAAAUAAUAAACGAAUAAAUUAAAACAGCACGUGAAUAUUUACAUUCAUCAACUUUUAGCAUAUUGCUUCGUGACUUUGCUUUUACUUUAUUCGUAUUACUUUGUUCAAUAAUUACACUAUCAUAAAAAUUGCACUCAGUAAUGUAACAGAAAUAUCGGAACUAUUAUUAUUAUUAUCUCUUUUUACAAAUACAUUUUGACUGUGAAGGCAGUAUUUCACCAUUGAUCAAAAUAAAAUGAUCGCCAAUGAAAUUUUCCAUCGAUGAUACGCCGUCGUCUUGAGCAAACUUUCGUACACGUGUCCACGUUUGUUUGUUUUAGGUGGCAUGGGUGCGCGUCGAUACACAGACAAUCUUGUCCAUCCACCAUAACGUGAUCACGCAAAAUCCACGGAUCUCGUUGUCGUACAACGACCACCGUACAUGGUAUCUUCAUAUAAAGAAGGUCGAAGAAGUUGAUCGAGGAUGGUACAUGUGUCAAGUGAACACUGAUCCGAUGAGAAGUCGGCAGGGCUACCUGGAGGUUGUAGUGCCACCUUCUAUUAUCACGAAGGAAACCAGCACAGACAUGGUCGUCCGCGAAAGCUCGAACGUGACAUUGACGUGCAAAGCUUCAGGAUAUCCGGAACCUUACAUCAUGUGGCGCAGAGAGGACGGAAAGAACAUAAACUACAACGGUGAUAGUGGUGAGUUUUUCGACUUACUUUCUGAAUCUCAUUACACUAUGACAAUCACGUUCUUUGAGAAGUAAGAGUGGUUCAAUCGAUUGCAAGGUAGCGUAAUUAAACUCGGUGGCAUAAAGCACAGGAUGCUUAAAUAUUUCUGUAAGUUUCAUCAUGAUCAUUCUAUAUAUAAUGAUGGUUCGUAGAAUGUUGAUUGAUUUUUCUAAAGGUAAUUGCAAUUUUUUUAUAAACCUAAAACGGACCUUGGCUCUGGUUGUUUUAAAAUGAAUUAAAAUCAGUAAAAUUUGAUAAAGAAAGAAUUGAAAGAUUUGUGUGAGCAGCGUUUCUAAAAAUUUGAAAUAAGAUUAGGUUACCACUUCAAGCCUUAGAAAAUGCCAAAUUAAAUCCACUUACCUAA
Molecule: messenger RNA, 1459 nt
Organism: Heterotrigona itama
Lineage: Eukaryota; Metazoa; Arthropoda; Insecta; Hymenoptera; Apidae
Source: the annotation of a GenBank genome assembly